AUCACAAUCACGGACACUGAGAACCACUCUGCCGGUUUAUUUGAAAUGUUUUGAACGACACUUACCACUGGAACUGAAACAUCGCUUCAAUUACUAUCUUUCUGUGAGCCAACGCAGGCCAGCACAGUUAAUAGCAGGCACCAUGGCCUUUGAUGGUCGGGUGGUAAAGACCUACGGGCGCCUCAAGCAGAAGACGAUCAAACAAGACAACUGGAUCUCAUCACCACACCUUGCGGCAGGACGCAAGAUAUCCAAUGUCUUUAGCUCACCUGAUAAUGACUCCAACGCUUCAUCUGAUGUCUUUGCGAUAAAUGUGUCUGAAAAGGAAAACAUUCUGCCUACAGUCACUGAUGAAGGAAAGAAACCACGGAGGAAAGCAGCAAAGAAAGCCACUGCUGUGCUUGAGGAAUAUGUCUUGAAGGAUAAUGGUGGAAAAGCAGAUUCAUCCAAAGGAAGGAAGACGAGACGGAAUAAAACCGGAAAGGGCAGACAGUUCUCUAAACUGAGUCGGCAGUAUAGGAAAGUCAAAGAUGAUGACCCAGAAGAGGAGGAGGAGGAUUGUGAUGAUGUCCAUGAAAAUAAAAUGGAGACAGGCAGGAUAUUAAGAGGGAAAGCAGCGGCAAAACCAGCCGAUUCAUCGUUUGAUCUGAUCUUCAAGCUUACUGAACAAAAGAAAACAGUGACAUCGUCUAGCAGCGGUGAUAGUGUAACCAGCCCUGUCUUGAGUGUAGAGAUAUUGGAAGGUUUGGAACUGGGAAGUGGGGUGGUGGAGACCAGUACGCCGUAUGAAACGCAUCAACGUAGCCUUGGUCAGUCUCUCGAUAACAGAGGCUGCAUCACGCGACGCAGAGCAAAGCGCGAUGUCCCGUUCUCGCCGGGAGGGCACGGACGUAGACGUACAAAACGUCAGAGGGUGGUCGUUCCCCAAAUCUUGAGCUUCAGUGAUGAUGAUUCCUGUCUCUUUGCACCGAGAAGGUUAAGGACUAGGCAACAACAGGAAAACGUGUCGGACAUUGCCUCUCGUCUGUCGGCUAUCCACCUCGAGCAGUCGCCGAUUGGUGAUUCUCAUGUAAGUAAUGAGAAGAGUAGGACUCGUGAGUGCAGUGUGAGGCUGAGCAAAAUAUCCAACGAAUCCAUCGAGGAGCUUGGUCAUGGUUCCAUGGACCUGUUUGAGGAGGGGGACCAGGAUCUGGGACAGGAUCCUGAACAGGACCAGGGUCUAGAUUCAAAGUCGGAGGUCAGGCUCCGCUCUUGUCUGGUUUCUUUGGAGAGGAUAUCGCUUAGCUCUGGGAUUUGGUCCGAUGCGGCCGAUGUGUCUGCAGAACAGGAAUCUAUGUGCCGGUCGAGAAACAAUCAUCGACCCUUCCUACGACAGAGGAAUGAUCCCAUAUUGGAUGAACCAAACCCUAUAAAGACACCUUUAGUCAAUAAGAGUAUCAGCAGGCUUGCUCUUGAUAGCUUCAAGGUUGCCCUCACACCGACCAGGAACAGGAGUACAGGCAAGCUACUGUCUCCUAAAUGUAAGGUGCUUGCCCAGUGUGACCAGGAAGAUUUCAUCACCUUCUCAGCCUGCAUGCCAUCGGCCAUGAUGAAGAAGUGUGUCAAGAUUGGUGAAGGAGUCUACGGUGAGGUCUUCAGAACAUUCAACAACAGAAAGUCAUCUGUUGCUCUCAAGAUCAUACCUGUAGAAGGGGAUUUCCCAGUGAAUGAAGAAAAUCAGAAGCCAUUUGAGGAAAUUCUCCCUGAAAUUGUUAUUUCAUGGGAGCUCAGCAUGCUUCGGGAAGGCGAGGAAACCAUGACGACAAACUUCAUCGGGGUCAACCAUGUGUCUUGUGUCAAGGGGUCGUACCCCAAGAAGCUUCUGGAUGAAUGGGACAAGUAUGAUAGAAGGAAGACCUCAGGCUCAGAGAAUGAUAGACCAGAUAUCUUCCCUAGCGAUCAGCUCUUCAUCAUCUUUGAGUUUGCAGAUGGAGGCAAAGACCUAGAGAGCUUUGAGUUUGAGAACAUCCACCAGGCAGUCAGUGUGAUAAGGCAGGUGACUGUAGCGCUGGCGGUGGCUGAGCGAGAGCUGGAGUUUGAGCACCGUGACCUGCACUGGGGCAACGUGUUAGUCGGAGCCACCGACGAUGAUCAGGUGACCUUCAUGCUGGAUGGUCAGGUGAUCUCGGUAGAAUCACAAGGUUUGCACAUCAGCAUCAUCGAUUUCACACUGUCAAGGUUACAGAAAGAUGACUGCACCGUGUUCUGUGAUUUAGCUGAGGACCCUACUCUCUUUACAGGAGAGGGCGACAAACAAUUUGAUGUUUACCGGUCAAUGAAAGAACAUAACAACAACCAAUGGGAGGGUUUCCAACCCAAGACCAAUGUCUUCUGGAUAGAAUACCUCCUGGAUAAGAUCAUCUGGGAGAAGAAGUACCCCACCGACCGGAGCCAACGGAGGGUCCUAGGCCAGCUAAAGACCCUGGUCAGAGAGAUCCAGCAGUAUUUAAGUGCAGAGGAUGUAUUUAAGAACAGUGAUCUGCUGAGUAUAGGGUGAUCAUCAUCGCUAAGAACAGUGAUCUGCUAAGUAUAGGGUGAUCUUCCUUGCUAAGAACAGUGAUCUGCUAUUAAAGUAUAGGGUGAUCAUCAUUGCUAAGAAUAGUGAUCUGCUGAGUAUAGGGUGAUCUUCCUUGCUAAGAAUAGUGAUCUGCUGAGUAUAGGGGGAUCAUCAUCGCCAAGAACAGUGAUCUGCUGAGUGUAGGGUGAUCAUCAUCGCUAAGAACAGUGAUCUGCUAAGUAUAGGGUGAUCAUCAUCGCUAAGAACAGUGAUCUGCUAAGUAUAGGGUAAUCUUCCUUGCUAAGAACAGUGAUUUGCUGAGUAUAGGGUGAUCAUCAUUGCUAAGAACAGUGAAUAUCUGCUGAGUAUAGGGUGAUCAUCAUCGCUAAGAACAGUGAUCUGCCGAGUAUAGGGUGAUCAUCAUCGCUAAGAACAGUGAUCUGCUAAGUAUAGGGUAAUCUUCCUUGCUAAGAACAGUGAUUUGCUGAGUAUAGGGUGAUCAUCAUUGCUAAGAACAGUGAAUAUCUGCUGAGUAUAGGGUGAUCAUCAUUGCCAAGAACAGUGAUCUGCCGAGUAUAGGGUGAUCAUCAUCGCUAAGAACAGUGAUCUGCUUAGUAUAGGGUGAUCAUCAUCGCUAAAAACAGUGAUCUGCUGAGUAUAGGGUGAUCAUAAUCGCUAAGAACAGUGAUCUGCUUAGUAUAGGGUGAUCAUCAUCGCUAGAGCGGGCCCUAAGUUUGGACCUUCGUGAGGAAGACCCAGCAGUACUGUACUAGUGCAAAUGUAUGUAAGAACACAGUACUGCUUAGUAUAAGAUGCUCAUUAUAUCCUGUACCAAUGAUGAACUUUGGAUCAGUAUAGCGUGAUUGUUAUCGCAAGACCGCAUUUUAAGAGGCUAUUGCACUCAACAUUUAAGGGUGUUGCAGGGAUUUGCAUCAUGAAAAUCUCUAAACUUGUAAAAUCAUAGUUGAAAACUUGCCUGAAGUACAUCUACAUGUAUAGUGGCAAAAUAUUCAUUAUUAGCAAAAUUACAGUCAUUUUUCUUUCUAUAAUUUGAAUUGAUGCUGACAGUGUGUAUUCACCCCAUUUGUUGUGUACAACAUGAGGUCUUAAAUUUUCAAUCAUAGGGAGAAGACCACAGCGUGUUUGAAUCUGAUAAUUUUCACUUCGUGUACUUUCAUAAACUCAUCUUGCUGCUACAGAUCAAUCGUUACGGAACUUUCUUUUAUCUUGUGACUCAUAACAGAGAUCAGGACCCUGUUUCACAAAACUUGUAAUCAGUGACAAAUG
Molecule: messenger RNA, 3823 nt
Organism: Strongylocentrotus purpuratus (purple sea urchin)
Lineage: Eukaryota; Metazoa; Echinodermata; Echinoidea; Camarodonta; Strongylocentrotidae
Gene: haspin
Product: serine/threonine-protein kinase haspin
Exons: 12
Coding region: 143-2536 (797 amino acids)
Biological process (GO): mitotic cell cycle; intracellular signal transduction; protein phosphorylation
Cellular component (GO): cytoplasm; nucleus
Molecular function (GO): histone H3T3 kinase activity; ATP binding
Source: RefSeq, a predicted model, not a curated record